Molecule: messenger RNA, 1135 nt
Organism: Hydractinia symbiolongicarpus
Lineage: Eukaryota; Metazoa; Cnidaria; Hydrozoa; Anthoathecata; Hydractiniidae
Product: homeobox protein 12-like
Exons: 1
Coding region: 142-1005 (287 amino acids)
Biological process (GO): protein stabilization
Cellular component (GO): membrane; nucleus; cytoplasm
Molecular function (GO): protein-folding chaperone binding; adenyl-nucleotide exchange factor activity
Source: RefSeq, a predicted model, not a curated record
ACACACGAGAACGUUUCCAAUUCGGUCCGAACAUUCUGGAUUUUCCUGGAGAAAUCGGAUAAACAUAUAUAAAUGUUAGCUAUAGCCGAUAAAAAACAGAUGAAAAUUAAAAGAACAAAACGAAAAGAGAUUUAAUUUAAAAUGGAUUCAUUAUUUCGGAAUUCUGAUAUGUUUAAGUAUCGUAGUGGAUUUGACAACUUUUUCCAAGGAAAUGUUUUUCCUUCCACUAGGAGGAGACGAUAUCAACCUAAUAGAAGAACUUUUAGUGCUAAAGAUUUACCAAUUAAUGGUUUUUUUGACAUGGAUGAGGAGUUUCGUCAGCCUCAACAAAGAUGUCAUUGUGGUAACUGUAAUGGCAUGAAAGAAUAUAAAAACAAUUUAAUAAAUCAACCUAGAGAUUUUCUUGUAACAGAUCAAGAGUUUAUAAGUGGCGAUGAUGUAUCAAAUAACAAGGACUUCAAUGAAAAUGAAAACACAAAGAUUUUAAAUAAAAGUGAUGAUUAUAACAGGGACAAUAGUGAUGCAAAUGAAACAAAUGAAAUCACCCUAGAAGGUAAAACAAACGAAGAAGAAGAAGAAAAUAAAGAUUUGGAAAUAAAGAAAACUGAAGACUUAAGUGCUGAUAGUGAUAAAGAAAAUAAUAACAAUAUUGACAGUAAUAUUCAUUAUAAUGAACAAAGAACUGAUGUAAAUGAGGUUAAUGCCCAUGAAAAAGUGUUGAAAAAUACAGAGAUUGAAGACAUAAAUAAAAAGCUACACCAUAUUGAAGAAAUCAAAACAAAAGUAAAAGAGCUGGAGGCAAAAGUUGAUGAUUUUGUUGAUAAUGUUCGAAAUAAAAAUUACUUAUUCUGUGAGGAGAUGUUAAUGAAAUGUCUCCUAGAAUUGGAUAAUAUUUUGGCGAACGGAGAAGAAAAAAUAAGGAGUGCCAGAAAAGCUGUUGUGAUGAAGAUAAAUGAGAACAUUAAAAAAUUAGAAGGAAAAUUGAGCCAAAAUACAAUCACUUAAACCUUUCUGAUGUAUGUAUAUUUAAUGUAUAUGAAUAUUUAUAUAAAUAAAUCUAAUUAUUUUAUAUGUUAACCCGUAAUUAAUAUGUAAGAAGAAAUUAGUUAAUAAUAUAUAUAUAUAUAAACAAAAA